CCAUGGAGACUCCCGUUCAUUUCGCUCGCGUUGGGAACGACACCACCUGCGACUCUAAACUUUCGCUUCUUUUGAAACCCGGAAGCGGUGCUGCGAUUGGCUGAUUCUUUCAUGAGUUUACUUGAAGCCGGAAGUUUCGUGAUUGUUGGAGCGGAGAUAACAAAGAGCGCGUGUAUCUGAAUAGUUGCCGGUGGUCCCAGAGUCUUCUGGGCUCAAAUGAAACAUGUUGUAAUUUACAGUUUGUAACUUUACAGUUCCAGGGACAUACUAGUGGAAUAGCUAAGAGGACAAGCCCGCGCUGUCAGCCAUGGCUAUCGCACACGUCGCCACGGAAUACGUCUUCUCAGACUUUCUGCUGAAAGAGUCGGCAGAAGCCGCGAGGUACAAAGGAAUCCGUUUGGAACUCGCGCUGGACAAGAUGGUGACGUGCAUCGCGGUGGGGCUGCCGCUCGUGCUCAUCUCUCUGGCCUUCGCGCAGGAGGUGUCUGUCGGAACACAGAUCAGCUGUUUCUCCCCCUCUACCUUCUCGUGGCGCCAGGCGAUGUAUGUCGACGCCUACUGCUGGGCCGCCGUGCAGAAACACCACCUGACCGACGGAGAUGAGAGAGGGUUACCCCUGUGGCUACACAAGUUCUUCCCCUAUAUCCUGCUCCUAGUUGCUGUGUGUGUUUACACUCCUGCGUUGUUUUGGCACAUGGCUGUGGCUCCGCCCCUCUACUCUGACAUCACCUUCAUCCUGCAAGAAUUCGACCAAUCAUACAACAGGGCCAUCAACCUGGCCACCCGAUUGGCCAGUUCACAGUCUGACACUCAUGGGUCAGUGCUGGACCUGACGGACAGCUGGUUCAAGUACCCCCUGGUGGAACAGUACCUGUUGACCAAGCGUGGUUCUCGAUCGCUGAUGUUCCGGUACCUUCUGUGUCGCGUUCUCACGCUGGGGGUUCUGCUGAUGGCCGUUCUCUACCUGAGCUACUACAUACGACUGGCAGCAGAGACGGAUGAGUUUGCCUGUAGUAUCCGCAGCGGGCUCUUGAAGAAUUCCUCAGACGUUCCGGCUGCGUUCCCGUGUAAGCUGGUGGCGGUGGGGAUCUUCCAGCUGCUGAGCGUCAUCAACGUGUGUGUGUACGGCGUGCUGAUGCCCGUGUGUGUGUACUCCACCCUCGUGCCCCUGCGCCACACACACACGCGCGACUUCCUGUCCCCGUUCCAGCUGCUGCCCACGCUCGAGGUCAUGAACUUUGACCCCGCCUGGGAUGACCUCAGCCUUUUCCUGCUGCUCCUGGAGGCCAACAUCAACCAACUCAAGUCCUACAAGUGCCUCAAGGUGCUGGAGAUGUUGAAGAGGAGGAACGAACAGUGUGAUAUCAUGCUGGUGCUCCAGAAUCUGGGUCAGGUGAAGAGUGACAUCACCGACGGAAAACGAGCCGCCGCCAUGGCAACCGCCACCAGCCACGCCCACAACAACACAGAGAUGAAAGAUGUCUCUCCUCUGUUGUCGUCAGCGGCUGGGGAUUCGGUGCGGCAGCGAGCCAUCUGAUUGACAGUUUCCAUAGUGAUGGGCUGCAGCUCGUGUGUGAGAGAGUGUGUGAGUCUGUGAGUGUGUGUGUGUGUGUGUGAGGUGUGUGUGUGAGAGAGAGAGAGAGUGUGUGUGUGUGUGUGGUUGUGUGUGUGUGUGAGGUGUGUGUCUCAGAUAAAUGGGGAAUGACACAUGGCUGUUCACUUGAAUGUUUUUAUUUCAUAUGCAGUGUGUCUGUAUGUUAACCUGUUUCAUUGGUUGUGUGUGUGUGUGUGUGUGUGUGUCGUCUGUACAUUGAAUAAAGACGUUGAUGAGUUUUA
This is a messenger RNA of Clupea harengus (Atlantic herring), 1836 nucleotides long. RefSeq names its product pannexin-1. Gene Ontology annotation, molecular function: wide pore channel activity. Gene Ontology annotation, cellular component: plasma membrane. The record is from RefSeq and is a predicted model, not a curated record. Lineage: Eukaryota; Metazoa; Chordata; Actinopteri; Clupeiformes; Clupeidae. Gene Ontology annotation, biological process: positive regulation of interleukin-1 production; monoatomic cation transport; cell-cell signaling.